This is a messenger RNA of Cinara cedri, 2705 nucleotides long. The record is from the annotation of a GenBank genome assembly. Lineage: Eukaryota; Metazoa; Arthropoda; Insecta; Hemiptera; Aphididae.
AUGCCAUCAGUGGCUGAGUGUGCAGAAGGCAAAAAUUUUGCUAAAGAGCAAAUUGUUAUGAUGUUGCUUAUAAUAGGAUGUUCUUUAAGUAAAAAAUAUAGAACAGUAGGAUUAUUAAGUUUAUCCUUUCUUUUUGGAUAUAUUGUUCAUUCAUUUUUAUCCUUUCAGGAGAAGAAAGGAGAUUACGUUAAAAUGUAUAAUGAGGUUAAAGUUAUGUUAGAACAAGAGGUAAAAAAAAAUACAGCUAGCGUAGAGAUAGGAUAUAUACAAUCUAUAGCAGGUAAGGUAGAUCAUGUUGAGUUUGAUUAUCAUGUUAGACAUCUGGCAAAUAUGGAGGAGAAAAAAUUCUUACAAUAUAAGGAAGACAUAAGGAAAGAAUAUGAAAAUACUUUUUUUCAAAAACAAGAAGUAGAAAAGUUUUUAAGCUAUGUAGAGUAUGUAAGGGAACCAAAGAAUGAGGAACUAUAUGCAUCAAAAUUACAAAAUAUUCGUGAACUUUAUGCUCGUGCAAAGGAUAAAAGAACUAAGGAUAGUUUUUUAAAGGACUUUUUAAAGCAUGAAAAAGAAAAGGAGCAAGGGUACAGAAGUAUCGAAGAUGAUAUGGCAGAAUUGAUGUACGCUUAUGAUAAGGGCAUUUAUGAAUUGCAGAAAGUAAAUCAUGAUAAAAAGACGGAAACAUAUGAAAAUUUGUUUACAUUUACAAAAGGUCUUUUAUGGAAAGUAAUACCAAUAAAAAGCGGAAAAGAUUUGUUAAAUGAUUGGUUAAAUAAAGAAAAGAUGAUGAAUGUAAUGUAUAAGAGAGUAAGGGAUAUAUCCAAUGAUAGCACUCUAGAAGAGGGGUUAAGAAGUUUGAACCUCCUGCACUAUGUAGACGAUAUAGAUGGUCUUGCUAAGGUGUGUAAAAAGCCAUUUGUCAAAAUACAUACAGAUAAAAAUGAUCAUGAAAGAGCUAGAGAAAUUUUUGAGAAAACCUAUAUGGUAUACCGAGCAGUAAAGAGUAUAAUAACAGUAUAUGAGGUAUAUUAUAUAGGGUCGAUAUUUUGUGAUUUAAGAGAGUUUUUGGGCUAUGGGCUAUAUGAGAUAACAGAUGAAGGUGUGGCUCAGCAUAUUCUAUCAAUAGAAGAGACUAGAAGUGUGUUUUUGGAAUUCAGGCUAAAGGAAUGUGAUGAAUAUAAAGAGCUAAUAAAUGCUACGAGAGACAAGAUAUUAGAAAGUUUUAGGAGGCUAAUUGAAGUAGAAAAUGAGUUAUUAGAUGACAACAAGAAUGAAGAUUUGAAAAAUGAGAAGCAGAAGAUAGAAGAAGAACAAGAAACUUUAUUAAAGGGGUUAAUAUCAGGACUGGAAAAGCUGGAGAAGUGUUAUGGACCUAUUAAAGAGAGUUUUGAUAUAGAGAUAACAAAGCGAAAAGUACAAAUGAAUACACCAUUUGAAAGAUACACUAACACAAAAUAUAUAGAGAACCUAGAGAGGAAAUUGGAGGCAUGCAAAAAAGAAGAGCAAGACGUCAAGGAUUCAAUUUUUAAAUUAAAGGCAACAACAUCUAGGAUGUUAUUUAAAGAAGUAAAAAAAAGAAAGUGGGAGAUAUUGUGCUAUGCUGUUGUAUCUAUAGCUUCAAUAUUAUUCCAUGUUCCGUACUUGGCAUUACCUUUUCUAGCAGUGCCUAUUUUUGGUACUACUACGAGUUCUAUAGGCUCUUAUAAAAAGAAUAUGGAAAAGCUACUCAGAAACGAGACAAGACAUGAUUAUGUAGGUGAAUACAAGAAACUGCAUGAUGAAUUGACACAUAAAAGUGUAGUGCUUGAUGAAAUCAAAAAGUUUUUCGGCAAGGAAAGGAACAAGAAUGAAUUGAAAAAGGAAGAAGAAAAAUUAAGAAGUAGAUUUAAAAUACAGAGCGAAAUGCAAGUGAAUUCUAAGAAAGAUCUAAAUGAUGAAAAAGAAAGGAGAAAAGCUCAGAGAGAAGAAAUAGAAUUCUCAAAAGCGGAUUUGGCUCAAUUAAAACAUGAAACGGCCAUGGAAAGAGCAGAAAAAGAGAGAGCAAAAGCUGGCUCAGAAGCUUUGAUGUUAUUAUAUGAAAAAGCAUAUGAAUUAGGCAUAUGUAUAAAUGAAGUGAGACGAAAUCAAGGUGUGAAAGAGUAUUUGAAGCAUAAGUGUAUUUUAUUAGUUUUAAAUCUGGAGUUUGAAAAAAAAUGUAAGGAAAUUUAUAAGAAUUAUAAAGAGUUAGAAGGAGAAUUAGCAGAAAGAAGAGCUAUUAAUGAAGAAGGAAUGAGCAAGUUAGAAGAGUUAGUGAAUGAAUUUAAUAGAUUAAAUAAAAAUUUUAUAAAACGUAAGAAGGAGGAAAAUGAGUUUGUGGAGGGCAACUCACAAUUUGAAAAUGAAGCCUUUAAUAAACUGGAAGCUAAUAUAGUAGAAGAAACGAAGCAAGUAAGAAUAGCUGCAGAACAAGAAAGACAAAUACUUCUAAAAGAAAAGAGUAUAGUUGAGGAAAUAAUAAAACAACUGCAAAUGCAAACAUCGCCUUCGGCAUUUAGUAGCGUGAAUCGCGAGCCAGUUGCAGGAUCUUCUCGGCAAAAAUGAGUGGUUGAAGUGUAGUAAGUUUGAUUAAACAUUUUUUAAAGAAAAGGCUUCUCUUCAGCGUGACAAAAAAUUCAAUUAUUUACUUUCUCUAAACUGCAAAAAACCCCUAAUAUCAUGGAGAAUAGAGAUAC